AUGAAGGUCGUCAUUGUAGGAGGUGGAGUCGGCGGCAUUUCGAUGUAUCUGGCGCUCCGAAAACAUCUCGCAGCAGCGUCCCCACCAAUCGACAUAACUCUUUUCGAGUCCCAUGAGAACAUCUCGACGAUGGUCUCUGCCGUCAAUGCCGGACUUUGCAUCUCACCUAAUGGUCUACGCGCUAUUUCUCGCAUUUCUGUCGAUGCGGCCGGUUAUAUCCAGCAGAGAGGGUUCUCCAGCGAACUCGUGACCUUUAAAGACUUGAGAGGAUAUGGGAUGGGCCAAACGAUGAUUGCUCGAGACGAUGUGCAUGAUGCGUUUGUGCGGGAGCUUCGGCCUGGCGAUAUGACUUUGCGGAAGAAAGUCAAGUAUGUCAAGGAAAACGGGGACCAAGUGGAAGUUGCUCUGGAGGACGGCACUAUGGAAUACGCAGACAUCGUCAUUGGUGCUGACGGUGUUCAAAGUGUCGUGCGCGAGGCCAUUUAUGGACAACGCUACGCUGCCCAACAUCAAGGGUACAUUAGCGUUGGCGGUCUCAUUUCCAUCUCCUCAUUAUCCGAUUCCUUUCGAAAAUCUCUCAGAACUGAAGCAGUCACCAUUACUUCGGGUGGCAACAGCUUCCUCGGUUAUUCCCCAUGCUCCCCAAACAUUGCUGAUCUAACAAGCGCACGUCUGAUGUGGUGGUCUACCUAUCAAGCUAAAGAAUCUCCAUUGCAAACUAUAUCCGCAUCCACUAUCCUUGCUCAACUCAAAAAUCUGUCCACAUCGAGCAAAUCUCCAGCAGACUCACCUACUAGCAACGAGAACCUUAUCCGCGAACUCUUAACGCUAAGCAUCGGCGACUCUUCUAAAUCGGGUCUCUUCGUCCUCCCCGAAUAUCUGACCCCUCCACUCCCACAUUGGACGAGUCUUUCUGGCUCGGGCCGGAUUUUGCUUCUCGGUGACGCAGCCCAUGCUAUGUCGUCCUAUGCUAGCCAAGGAGUCGCCUGCGCUGUUGAAGAUGCUCUUACAAUCGCGGUUCUUCUCAAGCACUACUAUGUCUCACAUCGUUCCAGUGUUACUAAUACGCUGCGGAAAACAGGCAUUGCCGUCGGCAUCGUAUGCUUCACAUCCAAAGGAACCUCGAAACUGGUGGCAGAAAGUACUGCUAAGUUGCUUUCUGCGGAUUUUAUGUCGGUCUUGUGCAUCUCUUCCACUCUUCUUGCGAUCUUUCCAUUCAAUAAACUGCAUCUAGGUCAACUCCCCAAGUCUUCCAAUCAUACGCAGUUUGAUUACGAUGUCGAGUCGGAGAUUGCCAAAUACAUAUCCAAGUCUGGUUGCGACAAGGAGCUGUAG
Messenger RNA from Mycena indigotica, 1335 nucleotides. Its product is annotated as FAD-binding protein. Bases 1 to 1335 code for a protein of 444 amino acids. Lineage: Eukaryota; Fungi; Basidiomycota; Agaricomycetes; Agaricales; Mycenaceae. The record is from RefSeq and is a predicted model, not a curated record. The transcript is spliced from 4 exons. Gene Ontology annotation, molecular function: monooxygenase activity; FAD binding.